GAUGUUUGUGUUGUUGACGUGUUGGUCAUAUACACACAUUAUAUUUACCGUAAUUACAUAAUUAAAAACUUUCUGAUUCAAGUUAUAAUUGAUCGAAUGGAUUAACCGUAUUUUAAGUUUGAUUGAAAUUAACUUUUUUGUUCUCUUCCAACUAAUACUUUUAUUGAAAAUUAUUUGAUUUUUUUUGAAAAAGUUAAAUAAUAAGUUUGUUUCUUUCUGGAAAUUUGUGGUUGUGAUUAUUAUCUUCAUCAAUAAUAAUGGAAUAUAUUAAAAGUGGAUGGAAAACCGUGGUAGGCGUACCAUCUAAUUCUGUUCUUGAUGAUCAGCCCAAUGUUGCUGAAACGGUGGAACGAUUGGUCGAACGUGUUGAAACAUCUACGCUUCUUGAAGAUCGUCGUGAUGCAUGUCGUGCACUGAAAUCAUUGUCCAAAACUUAUCGUUUAGAAGUUGGAGCCAAAGCUAUGGAUGCUUUAUUGUUUGUUCUACAAAAUGAUUCAAAUGAUAUUGAUAUCGUUGCAUUUUCAUUGGAAACAUUAAUCAAUAUAAUUGGCAAUGAAGAAGAUAAUAUUCAUUCAUCUGAUUCACCUACAAAUAGUCAAGAUUUAAGCACUCAAUUUACUGAAAUAUUUAUCAAACGAAAAGAAAAUGUUCAAUUAGUAUUGGAUUUAUUAGGUGAAUUUGAUUUUAAAAUUCGUUGGCCAACAAUCAAAUUAUUAUAUAGUUUAUUAAGAAAUAAACUUCGUGAAUGUCAAGAUUGUAUUCUUACACAUCCUAUGGGUAUAUCACGUAUGAUGGAUCUUUUAUCCGAUCCACGUGAAGUAAUACGUAAUGAUGCACUAUUAUUAUUGGUUGAUUUGACUAAAAAUAACACGAAUAUACAGAAAAUUGUUGCAUUUGAAAAUGCAUUCGAUCGGAUAUUAGAUAUCAUCACAUCUGAAGGUUAUAGUGAUGGUGGCAUAAUUGUCGAAGAUUGUCUUUCAAUUUUGUUGAAUCUAUUGAAAACGAAUACUUCUAAUCAAAAUUUUUUCAAAGAAGGAAGCUACAUUAAUCGUUUAUUACCAUUUUUUGAUUUUUCAUUCGACACUAAUUGGAAUACACAAAAAAUUAAUAAUCUAUUGCUCAUGUUCAAAGUGAUUCGUUCAUUAGUGUCGCCUAAAAAUCCUCAACAAGUUACAAGUUCCUGUCAAAAAGUAAUGAAUCAAAAUGAAGUAUUGCAGAAAUUAUGCGCCAUACUUAUGUCCAAUGGUAUUCCAGCCGAAAUUCUUACCGAGACAAUCAAUUGUGUUGCUGAAGUAAUCCGUGGCAAUCAACAGAAUCAGGAUUAUUUUAGCCGUGUAAAUGCACCGAUUGAACCACCUAAACCGGUGAUUGUUAUUUUAUUGAUGUCGAUGAUCAAUGAAAAACAACCAUUCGAAUUACGAUGUGCUGUUCUUUAUUGUUUUCAAUGUUUUCUGUAUAAAAAUGAUCUUGGCCAGGCACAGAUUGUCGAAACAUUAUUGCCCACUACAUCGGAAAUAACGAAUUUUGAUGUUUCUGCUGGACAAUUAUUAUGCAGUGGAUUUUUUAGCUAUGAUCAUUUAUCAAAUUGGUUUGUUGCCAUUUCUCUUUCAUAUGCAUUAUUGGAUAAUGUAACACAAAAAGAACAACUGCUUCGUGUUCAAUUAGCUACCGAUCAGAAUAGUCCACCAACAUCAUUAUUAGCAUAUUGUUCAAGCUUAUUACAACAAGGUGGACAUUAUCAGCGACGUGUUAGCCUUUUGAUGUUGUUAUCCACUUGGCUUGCCAAUUCAUCCGUUGCUGUUGCGAAUUUUGUCUCAAUAUCUACCAAUGUGCCAUAUCUAACAUCACAAGUUGGCCUAAUCGAAUCCGAUGAUGUUGAACUUAUUGUUCAAAGUUUAUGUGCCUUUCUAUUGGGAAUUUGUUUAUGCUAUAAUGAUAAUUCGGUGCCCAGUUUCACCAAGGAUAACCUUUGUCAAUUAAUAACUAAUCGAAUCGGACGAGAAAUAUUUAUUGAUAAAUUAUCAUUAAUAUCGAAAAAUGAAAAAUUCAGUCAAGCCAUUCAGAAACCACAGAUAGCCUAUCAAAAAGCAUCAGACGUAUUGUUUGAUUAUGAAUUUUGUAAUCUAUUUCGGAAGCAAGAACCUGUUAUAUUAAAUAUUAUACAACCAAACACAAAUGAUUCGAAUCAAAAUCCUGAAUCAACAUUAUCAAAUGAUGAUCAUAAAUUAUCGAUUAAAUAUAAAGAAUUAAUUCGACAACAAGAUGAACAAUUAACAUCGUUAAAGAAACAGUCAUUGGAAUUAAAAGCAGAAAAUGAAUUUCUUAAACAACAAUUGAAUGAACAACAUUCCAUUAUACAACAAUUACGUGAUCAAUUAGCAUUGCUCAAAGCACAAAGAACAAUGUAUGAUCCAAUGGCUGCAGUAACAUCAUCAACAUCUUUACAAUAUCCUAGUCCAAUCGUUAGUAGCGCCGAAAUUUCAUCAACAUCAUUUGCAUCGAAUGUUGCUAUUAGUGGUAGUAAUGCAACGAACAGUAGUAAUCAGGCAUUUAAUAAUCAACAAAAUAAUGAUAGCUAUAGCAAUCAGGCCACUAUCGGCAUCACUGAAUCGGGUUAUCUUUCCGGUCAAACAAAUUAUUCACAAUUCAAUAAUAAUGAUGAUAAUAAUUAUCAAUCUAGUAAUGAUAAUGUUCAUCAUCAAAUGGCAAAUUUACAUAUUGAAUCGGGCUCGAAUGAAAAUGCAGGUACAUCAAUCAAUCCUGUUGAUAAUCAACAGAUUGAUUAUUUGAUGAAUGAAAAUAGACGAUUAUUAUCAAUAAUUGAUCAAUAUAAAUGCUGGGAACAAAAUUAUUAUGCUUAUUAUAAUCAUCAACAACAACAACAGGCUAUUUCAUCCGAAUCAUUAUCCACACAGGUAAAUGUGUCGGACAGUGAUAUAUCACGUCAUGUAUCUGAAGCGGAUCGUCCACCAACAACAACUAAUGAAUUGUCAGAUAAUAAUGUACAUAUAGUUGAAUUAGAUAAAUUACGUACCGAAUUGGAAUCAAUAAGAAAAGAACAAGAAGCUCUAAUAUCAUUACUCGGUGAUCAGAAUUUGAAAUUGCAAUAUUAUGAAAAAGAAUUCCAAAAUAGAGGCUUAGAAUCGGUUUUAAAUGACAAAGCUACCAACGAUAAUAAAUCUUUGGAAUCGAAUCAAAUUCAAAAACAACCAUCGUCUAAUACAUUAGAGUCAACGAAUCUAAAUUAUCAACAAUCUAUUAUGCAACCAGUAUAUGAAAAUAUGAUGAAUGAAUUGAAAAUACCAUCAUCAUCAUCAUCGUUACCAACAACAAAUUCAUCAAAUAUGAUUAAUGAAAAACCUGUAUCAACAACAACAACAUCGAUCGCAGUUGUAACCGCUACAUCAUCAUCAUCAUCAUCAAUGAAUGAUAAUCCAAUUCAACAGAAUUUACAAACAUCGAAUGCUGCUCCUGCGCCUACCAUAAGUCUGUUACCGAUGCAGGAAAAUCAUUAUUCGUUGUAUAGCCAUCCACCACAAUAUCAUCAUUAUAUGCAUCAUCAACAACAACAACAAAUGAAUCAAUAUCCACUAAUUAAUUCUACACCGGCAAUAACAACUGCUACGGUAACAGUAUCCACUCAACAACAACAACAACAAUCGCAAUUAUAUCAACAUUCAAAUCCGGAAAUGCAUUCUUAAUCUAUUAUUUCUUUGCAAUUUUCUUUUAUUUAUUAUGGUGAAUCGAAGAAAAAAAUUGGAAUUUUUUUUUAAAAUAUUUA
This is a messenger RNA of Dermatophagoides pteronyssinus (European house dust mite), 3781 nucleotides long. It is a transcript of the gene p115, whose product is annotated as General vesicular transport factor p115. Gene Ontology annotation, biological process: transcytosis; intracellular protein transport; vesicle fusion with Golgi apparatus. The record is from RefSeq and is a predicted model, not a curated record. Gene Ontology annotation, cellular component: endoplasmic reticulum; ER to Golgi transport vesicle membrane; Golgi membrane. Lineage: Eukaryota; Metazoa; Arthropoda; Arachnida; Sarcoptiformes; Pyroglyphidae.